Messenger RNA from Dichotomopilus funicola, 2904 nucleotides. Its product is annotated as AEX-3 domain-containing protein. Bases 1 to 2904 code for a protein of 967 amino acids. Gene Ontology annotation, biological process: regulation of Rab protein signal transduction. The record is from RefSeq and is a predicted model, not a curated record. The transcript is spliced from 4 exons. Gene Ontology annotation, cellular component: cytoplasmic vesicle. NCBI's taxonomy places the organism in Eukaryota, Fungi, Ascomycota, Sordariomycetes, Sordariales, Chaetomiaceae.
AUGCCCCCGUCGCUCAGUGCCCACGCUUCGUUCACCCGUCCGCGGACAGGUGACCGUGAAGGGCGCCCCGUCACCCGCGACCAGGCCGACAGCAAUCUAAUCAUCCCGAGCCGUACCUCCUCCCUCCACUCUCGCAUCACCCAACCGAUCCCGUCAACGCUCACCAUGAAGCCCCAACAACGGACGCCCAAGACCCUCACCCACGCCUACAUGGUGUGCGGUGUCGGUCGCGAGCCAUCGCAAUGGGUGAAGGCGCCGACGCCAGCGCAGGGGAAAAUUGGACACAUGAAGGGUGCUGUUCCUCAGUUCUGGCUCCCCGAGAUCUUGGGGAGCAGUCCGCGGUUGGAACAGGAUAACGAGAUCGCGCGGGCCCUGCAUUCCGCGAUGCGGGCGUGCUUCCCCCAUGAUGUCGAAAUCUGCACCGGUCGCAGCCAGCCGCAUUGCGUGCACCAUGCGUUCGUGCUGCAGCAGGACUCGUCCCACACCCUCUACGGCAUCUGCCUGCGAGUUUGGUCGCGCGCCGACGAAAAGCGCGCUGAGACCAUCCGCGAGUUGAGGAAGAGGACGGAGCCCGAGUUCUACGACAACCCGGAGGAGCAGUACUGGAUCCCGUACUGCUUGUCGUUCUUGUCCCGCUACCCGCUGUACAACCUGCUCGGUGACUACCUUCGCGGCAUGUGGAUCCACUGGAACAAGGCAACCAACCUGUUCCACGCCGAAGAGGUGUCGCGGAUCCUCAGCUUCCCUGCUCCGCGGCUCAACGACCUGGUGCGCAUCGACAUGAAGGACUAUGCGCUGUGCUACCAGUUCCCCUCCUACACCACUGGGUUCCAAAACUUCGCCAUGUGGCCGUUGUUCUGCUGCUUGUCGAUUCCCAACAUCGUGGGCGUCAUUGAAGCCGCCAUCUCCCCAACCCGCCGGAUCAUCUUUGUCAGCCACUACCCUGCGAUGCUGACCAUGGCCGCGGAAACGGUCCGGUUCUGUGUUCGUAUCUACGAGUGGAGCGGUCUGUACGUCCCGGUAGUCCAUGCUCGGCACGCUAAGGACCUAGUCGAGGAGCCCGGCCCGUACAUUCUCGGUAUCACGGCCGAGUGCAGGUCGCUGUUCUCUGCGCCCACUGACGCCCUGGUGAUCGACUUGGACCGCAACUUUGUGCUCACAUCCAACCCCCCGACUGCCCUCCAGGCUGGCCAGCGGAACAAGUUUGUGACGAGGCUAACCCAGGCUCUGAACGGCGAUGUUACGCCUUCGGGUGUACCCCAGCAUCUGCGCUCGGCGUACGGUGGUGGCAAGCUGGUGCCUGCGGGCCAGAUCAUUGUCAUGCGGGGUGAGGUUGAGUCGAUUCAGGAUCCCGAGUGGUGGAACCAGGACGCGGUCAUGUCUGUCAUGGACCACGUGUGCGAGAAGAUGGGCCGCAACACCGGCCUGAAGGCUGUGUUUGGCGGGUCUGUCAAGAAGCCGCUGAUGACCAAGGUCUCGAUGAGGCACCUCAACGAGAUUGUGCGCGAGCGCAACCAGUACUCCCGGGAUGCUCUGGAGGCCUGGCAAGAUUUCAUUAACCUCAAGGGCCGCCUCGACACGGAGCUCAGCAAGGUUACGAAGAGGAACAACUACCUCAACGAGGAGCUGGAGAGCUGGAAGCAGCAAUUCCUCAAGUUCCAGGCGUUUGCCGACACGCUCACUAAGGAGACCCAGGAGCUCAAGGUCAAGAUUGAGGGCCACAAGCGCGAGAACCGCCGUCUUGGGAGCCUCCUUGACCAGCAGAAGGAGGACGCUUCGAGACUGUCGAACCGCCUAGCGGGCACCGAGAAGCAGCGUGACGACGCUUUGGAGGCUCUUGUGCUCCAGCAGGAGAUUGCAGAAGAGCUCGAGCGCGAGCGCAAGCGGAACAGGAAGGAGCUCAACGCUCUGCAGCACACCAACGUGACCAUCGUCCGGCAACGGGACGAGGCCCGCCGCGUCGUGCUGCACCUGCGCAGCCUGAUCUCGGGCCAGCACCACCACAUGGAGCACCUCGUCAAGACGCUGACGUCCCCCGACGAGCUGGCUGCCGAGAUCGAGGCUGGCUUUGCCGCCCAGGAGGAGGUCGAGGCCGCGGCUAUCGCUGAGCAAGCAGGCGUGGAGCAGACCGAUGCCCGGUUCAUCAAGAACCUCACGCUCGCAAGCCGGCGCGUGUCGACGCAGACGUUCAUCGACGUCGCGGACCGUCACCUCAAGGACAAGACAGAUGCCAUCGCGCACAUCAUCCGCAACAUUGCGGAACAAUGCCAGGCCGCCGUAGAGGGCCUGCAACUCGCACAAGAUGCCGAGCUCGGGAGGCCGCAUUCGUCGGCUUCCAGGGUUCGGGAGUCUUUAAAAAGCAGGACAGGGAGUUCUCUCUCAGGCGCACACAGCGAUGACGGUAACGCCUCGUCCACCUCGACGGCCACGUCCGAUGUCGGUGACGAUAGCAGCAGCGUCACUCUCCUCCGACCGAACAGCGGCCGCAUCUCUAGCAUCCCACCCACACCGGAUCUCAUUCCCAACCGCAGCAGCACUAGCAUGUCGAUCGCGAGCACCACGGCCACGACCCCAGAGCGAGCCUCCCAGCAGUAUCUCCUCCACACCACCCAUCACAGCCACCUCGCGCACGCCCACGCCCAAUCCCACACCCAAUCCCACCCCCACGCCCACCAGCACCACCUCGGGCACGGACACGGACAACACGACAUCCCCACGAAGAUUGUCGAGGACGACGAGGAUGUCGAUGACCUCGCCGCUGACGAUCGAGUCGCCCGCGACGCCGACGAGGGCAACCCCAUCCCCGCGCCCACGCCGGAACAGGGAGUCGUGGGUAAGCAUCCGGAGAGCCUGAUCCACCGGCCUUCGGGCGCGCGUAUCAGUGCUCUUGGUAGCUCGCGUUAA